ACUGCUAUUAUUGACACAAGCCUAAAAUUCCCAUUACUUGAAAUUCUUAUCGAGUUCUUAUACUUAACUUCCAGUAACUACAACAACUUCUAAUGUGAAAAAGACCUUUAGUUGGAUCUGUUUCUACUAAGUUCAAGUGGAAGGGUGUAAUAUAAUUGAGCCCAAAAGUUAGACUGUAAGGGCAAUUAUAACAAUUCCUGGUAGUUAAAAUAGAUGACCGAAGCAUGCCCAACAGUUAAUAUUGGCACCUAAAACCAUUCUAAUUGAUAGAUCAAUCACUCAUGAAGUUGCAUGUAUGUAGUUAAUAUCAGCUCUGUCUGAAGUUUUCCUGGUAGCUUUAACUCGCAAUAUGUCUUGCCGGUCUUAGCCACCCAUUCAACCACGUUUACCAAUGACUCCAACACCCAAUCAUAAGGUUAAAACGAAAUCACAUAAUGAAGCAGGGAAUAUUUUUCUAUGAUAGAAGCAUCAAACCUGUAGGUGGCUUAAUGAAGAAGAACAUCUUUCCGGUUCAUUACUCUUUGUCUGACACUAUUAAUUUUCACAUCACAUACCUCUUGCUAAAUUUUCUUCAGCUACCUGACAUCUUCCCAGUCUCUUGUACGACUUCCUUAGGUGGAUACUGCUCAGUUACCAUCUUCAACGGUACAGGAUUCCUGCAAUGGAUACCCAAACAGCAGAUCCCGCACAACAAUUUCCACCAAAGAAGUGUCCAGCCCCAUAGACCUGAUGUGCCCGACCAUCUCACAAUUGCGGAUUCAAUAUCUGAGAAAAAAAUGGGAACAACUGAGAGACCAACUUUAUGGAGGAGUUCUCAAUCAUCCCAUAAACACAGAAUGACUCCGCAUAUAUUUGUUACUGUAUCAAUUAUAAAUUAUAAUAUUACAUGUAUUAUCUCUUCUGAUGACCAGACCAGAAUUCAACUAUAGCUAUUAUGGGAGUUACAAAGCUGGAAGCGAACAAGCUAAAUAUCCUCAAGGUAGCAACAAUCACGACACAAAGUAGCAGUAUAUUGAGGAAAUGAAAAACCCUGCUAUUUUUACA
Molecule: messenger RNA, 1044 nt
Organism: Lycium ferocissimum
Lineage: Eukaryota; Viridiplantae; Streptophyta; Magnoliopsida; Solanales; Solanaceae
Exons: 2
Coding region: 435-929 (164 amino acids)
Source: RefSeq, a predicted model, not a curated record